Molecule: messenger RNA, 768 nt
Organism: Durusdinium trenchii
Lineage: Eukaryota; Dinophyceae; Suessiales; Symbiodiniaceae
Source: the annotation of a GenBank genome assembly
AUGCUGCCACCGAAGGCGCUUUCCUCUUUGCAUAAGUCUGCAAGUUGGCUGUUUGCCGUACCUGCAGCGCUCUACACCCUCCAAAAUCGGCUGGUGUUUGAGGCGCUACAUUUCAUCUCACCACCAGAGUACCAGCUCCUGAACAACAUGAAGCUUUUCACCACCUCCCUGGUGUUCCGGGUGGUCAUGAAGCGUCAGCUGCGGGUGUUCCAAUGGUUGGCCUUGUUGCUCUUGGGUUUGGGCAUGGCAUUAGCCACCACACCCAAACCUGGAUCUACGACUCAAGAGGCCAGUCGUGAGACAGCAGCGGAGGGAUACUUGGCAGGCUUUGACAGCUCCAUGCUUCCGUGGAGUGUUGUCCUCUGCAAUGCCGUUCUGGGUCAGUCCAUCGCUUUUCUUUUCAGGUAUGCUGAUUCCAUUGUGAAGCUCUACGCAGUUUGUGCGGCCAUGGCCCUCACCGCCAUUUUAUCGUCAAUUUUCCUGAGCUAUUCCUUGGAUUUUCAUACCCUGGGUGGCUACUUGGUGACUUUCCUCUCCAUGUGUUUGUACUACCUGCCCCCCGGACGUGCUCUUCUCCAGCGACACGGACUUCUUUCACGGGCUCACCCACACGCGGAAAACCCAGUGAUUGGAGGAAGCCGGAGAGUCGAAAAGCCUCUCAGGCGGCAGCGGCCGGAGAAAAUGCAGCUCAGCGACCGGAGGGCGAAACCAUGUACAUCUAUGAACGGUCCAACAUGGAGUGCUGGUGCUUGUGUUGAUCAUUGUUAG